ACAAAAUCAAAAAAAAAUUUCCCGUGUUGUUCUCUCUCUCUCUCUCUCUCUCUCUCAUUCUACGUUCUCUGCAUCACCACGGCGUUACCCGUCGUUCAUCGGAAAACCAGCGGCCAGGUUGCCAGAAUUGAAUUUAAAUAGCGAAAAUUCGAAUAGAGCAUUGCAGAUUCUGGAUUUUUGAUCUUUUUUUUUUUUUUUUUUUUUGGUGCAAUCUGAAUUCCAAAAAGAAGUUGAAGGUCAUAAUUGUCAAUGUCAUCCCUUAAGGAAUACUUAAAACGAUAUGAAAGCAAUAAUGAAGAAGAAAAGAAAAAGAAGAAAAAGAAGAAACAGAAAACUAAGCCAGAAGCCUUAGGUGUUUUGGUCGUGGAUGAAGAUCCUGUUUGGCAAAAACCGGUUAAUCUUGAGGAAGAAGAAGAAGAAAAUGACAAAGAUGAAGAGGUUCCGCAAGUUGAUGAAGACAUUGAGGUUAAGAGGAUGAGAAGGCUUGAAGAAUUGAGGGCAAGACGUCCAUAUAAUGCUAUAUCUGAGGAUGGAAGUGGUUGGGUUUCACUCUCCAUGAAAGACUCAAAUUUGAACAACUCGAACUCUGAUAUGUCUCCACCUCGCAAGCGUAUGGCUAGAAAUGACACACCAUCACCAGAACGUGAACUGAAGCCUUCAGGUUCCAAUGGCAAAAAUACCGAUUUGUCACCCUCACGGCAGCGCCGCAGACGGCAUCAUACACCUUCACCUGAAACUGAUACAGGACCUAGCGGUUCCACUGGCCCAAGUUCUCAUUUGUUUCCACCUCAUAAACUCAGGGCUCAAAAUGAUGAACCUUCACGUGGAUCAAGGCUGGAAAGUAUGGAUUUGUCACCUCCUAGGCAGCGGGUGAGGCGACACCACACUCCAUCACCUGAACCUGACACGAAAGCUGCACACCCUUCUGGCCUUGAUCCUGAUAUUUCUCCUCCUCGUCGACCUCGUCAUGUAACAGAUGUUCCUGAUAUUUCACCACCUAGACGAGGGCGUCGUGGUUCUCCAUAUCAAGACGAUUUACAUGCUUCCCCUGGGCAAGACCUUUCUCCACCAAGGAAAAGUAGAAGGGAUGUGGAGAGACUUGGAUCGACAGAUCUUUCAUCUCCGCAUUCACAGAGACGUGUUUCUUCAGUUUCAGAUCUUUCUCCACCAAGGAAAAACCGGAAGGAAGUUUCUGUUCCAAAGGCUACGAAAGAGGAGAGGAAAACUGGUUUGAUUUCUGGCAAAGAUAUUAGAGAAGAGAUUGCUAAAUCAAAGAAGGAGGAUUUCAAGAGGCUUCAAGAGAUGGAUCUUUCUAUGAGUGGUCGAGAUGCAGAACCUGUGUAUCGUGAUAAGAUCAAAGGGGUACGCAUAACGAAGGAGGAAUUCUUAAAAUCACAACGGAAAGUAGAAGAGAAACCUAAGGAGAAAAAGUUAGAAUGGGGCAAGGGCUUGGCUCAAAAGCGGGAAGCUGAGGCUAGGAUGCAGGAAUUAGAACUUGAGAAGGACAAACCAUUUGCACGGAGCAGAGAUGACCCAGAACUUGACAAAAUGCUAAAGGAGAGAGUAAGAUGGGGUGAUCCCAUGGCACAUUUGGUGAAGCCAAAGAAAUAUGAACCCGUUCUUCCAAACCUAGGGGAUGAUGAGAAGAUGAAGGACUCGGGUUUUAUGAUUCCUCAGGACAUACCUAAUCACAGUUGGCUAAAAAGAGGACUAGAUGCUGCACCAAAUCGAUAUGGUAUAAGACCAGGAAGACAUUGGGAUGGUGUUGAUCGUAGUAAUGGAUAUGAGAAAGAAUUGUUCAAAAGGACGAAUGAGAAACAAGCUACAGAACAGGAAGCUUAUCUCUGGUCCGUUGCUGAUAUGUGAUUAUAAUGUACAUAACAACGCAGAUCUUUCUCUCUCUCUCAUAAUGUAUGGAGAAUUUGCUCAACUUACAAGAAAUGGUAGAUUGAUACGCUUCUUUGAUCUCCCUCCAUCGCUUAUUUAUAGCAAUCUUCUAAAGGGCUAGAACUGUUGUAGCUGUCAAGUGUAGUUCUUAAAUCAAACUGCAGAAUGAAAUCAUAUGGUGCCUUUGAAGAUGAUUUAGCUGAAUAGAUGGGAGAUUCCUGCACUUGGACUUUGUAUAAAUUUGGAUUUUCUUCUUGUUCUGCAACUCCAUGGUAAACAAGAAUCCAAAACCAAAAGCUUCCAACUCCUCCGUAUAUGUGAUAUUGAUGAUGUUCUUUUAUGUUGUUUGCAACUUCAAACUUGCUGUUCUGUACUCUUUAGUAUUAACACCUAUAGGAGCUGUUGUCAAAUACACCAAUUUUGCAAGCUUUUCCCACUUUUGGCUCGGUA
This is a messenger RNA of Ziziphus jujuba (common jujube), 2337 nucleotides long. RefSeq lists its product as uncharacterized. Gene Ontology annotation, cellular component: RES complex; U2-type spliceosomal complex. The transcript has 9 exons. Gene Ontology annotation, biological process: mRNA splicing, via spliceosome. The record is from RefSeq and is a predicted model, not a curated record. Gene Ontology annotation, molecular function: RNA binding. The coding region runs from base 250 to 1866 and encodes 538 amino acids. NCBI's taxonomy places the organism in Eukaryota, Viridiplantae, Streptophyta, Magnoliopsida, Rosales, Rhamnaceae.